Messenger RNA from Aphanomyces invadans, 4749 nucleotides. RefSeq lists its product as hypothetical. The record is from RefSeq and is a predicted model, not a curated record. Gene Ontology annotation, cellular component: plasma membrane. Lineage: Eukaryota; Oomycota; Saprolegniomycetes; Saprolegniales; Verrucalvaceae. Gene Ontology annotation, molecular function: calcium-activated cation channel activity. The transcript has 13 exons. Bases 63 to 2459 code for a protein of 798 amino acids.
GUCGGGGCGGGGCUUCAACCCACCGACACACGAUCGAUCGCGAAGCGCAGCCGACGACGUCGAUGCGCCGAAGGAUGUUGCUGACACCGUGGUUGGGGCUCGUGGUGGCGGUGUUGUUACUUGUGCAGCGAGUCCGUGGGGGCGGUAUCGUGCUUGUCCCGUCGGGAAGCGUGAACCUUGUGUCUGGACGGAAUGUAACAGGGUUCCUCUCGUGCGACCCGCCACCAACAAACGAUGUUGUCAUCGACAUGGCGUUGACGAGUCGCGGCGGCGAGAGCGAGCGUAACUUUCCUGUGAUCACUCCCAAUCGAGUCCGCAUUCGCGCAGGCACCACGUCGGCAUCGUUUACUGUGGAAGGCCGCGGGGAAGGUCGAUUUUACGUACAAUACCAAGUAACACUCAACUUGGACUACCACGUCAAGCACGCAGAGUCUGUGAUCAUGGUGCUGAGCGCGAACGAUGGGUGGGAAGGGAUCCAAUUUCAAAUUGGACUCAACUUGGCUGUGUUUGGCGCCGGGUUGGUGUUUUUCGUGUGGCGCCGGUUGUUUCCGCGACUGCGCCUUCCGAUCUGGCACUCGCACCCGGCCGGGCUCUUCGAAAGGAUCAACUUUGAUCAGUUGCCGCCGGGCAAGUUCCAGUCCAAGUAUGGCAUGGCGUUGCGCCACGGGUCGUCGCUGUCGGACCGCGCGCGUCGCUUUGUCAGCUUGCCGUGCGACGGCAAGGACGUGAUCGAAAUUGCAGGGCUGGAUGCGGCGCUCAGCAUGCGGCUACACGCGGAUUUGGGCCACCUCUUUCUCUUCCUCACCGUCUUUAGCGUCGGCGUUUUAAUCCCGAUCCAUUACAUGUCUGGCAAAGACUCGGACGACCCGUACUUGGACGUGUCGUUCCAGGAGACUACUAUCGGGAACGUCCCUCUGCAGAGCCACUGGUACUGGGGCCACGUGGCCAUGACGUACCUGACGGUGCUGUGCGUGCUGCGCCUGCUCAAGAGGCAAGACGACGUUGGCCAGCGGGUGAACGUCGACUCGACGCGCGCAGUCGGCCAUCGCAGCGUCCUCAUCAGCUCGGGCCUCCCAAAGGACAUGAACUCGUUCCAGCUGCGCCAGAGCCUGGCCAAGAUCUGUUGCCCCGCGGACAUCAAGGCGACGGUCGUGAUCCACGACCUCCAAAGUCUCUAUCGAAUCCUGGACCAGCGCGUCAAGCUCCGCAACGAGUACAACCGCCUCCUCACAACGUACGCGCGAGCCAAUUCAGGCACCCUCCCUGGCUGCGUGCGUUGGUGCCCCGGCGGCGUCUGCUGUCCAUCGGUGCCCGAGGUCAUUUCGUCGUACGUGUCAUGCCUGCCGUGUCGGUCGCUGUGCUGUUCGGUGCCGUCCCAAGUGCAGUACUCGCCCGAACACAGCGGCGCUCGCGACAUCGCGUCCAUCUUGGAGAACGCGCUUCUCCGCGACCGGCUACGUGCUGCAUCGAUCCAGAAAGAGCUCGAAUCGUUUCCUAGCCACGUGCUGGACCUGUACGCCAAGCGCCAGAGCACGGGCGCCGCGUUUGUCGUGUUUAGCACGGUGAAAGCCAAGCUCGAUUUUGACGAGCGCGUGCGGCUAGCGCAAAAGCGGCAGCUCCCGGAAAUCGUGUUUCCGUGGGAUGUCAUGUCCCAUCGCGACCUGACCAAACUGGAGGAGCAGCCCGUGGACACGUCGAUCCUCAAAUCGCUCGUGCUCCGCGCCGCGCCCGAGCCAGACGACGUGAACUGGCCCAACUUGACGUACAAGCCGCAGUCUGUCAAGCGGCUGUGCAUGUUUGUCUUUUACCAGCUCAUGACGGUCGUUAUCAUCAUCGUCUUCUCGACGCCGACCGCCGUCCUCAUCUACAUGAAGCUCGACAACCAGAGCGCGGUCUAUGCCAUGUUUACGCAAGACGUGACGUCGAUCGUGGCCAAGUUUGCGACGUCGUACCUGCCGUCGCUGCUGCUGAUUGCAGUGAACUGGUGCUUGUUGACAUCGCUUUUCUACGUGACUACGUUUGAGCCGUGGCUGAGCGAGUCGGAGCGCAUGAAGAGCUUCUUGAAGAAGGGGUUUUCAUACCUUUUGCUGAGCUCCAUCGUGCUGCCGUCGAUCGGAGUCACGGCGGUCUACCUCGCCAGCGAGCAAGGGUCGAGCUUCCACCACGGGUCCGAAGCAGCCUACAUUGAAAAGUUUAUGUUUCAACUCGGCCGCAACUUUUUCAUUGCUUACGUGUGUCAACGGGCAUUUCUCGGGUCGAUCCUGCAGCUGCUGCGCGUCGGCGAGCGAUUCGUGUACCAGCCAUGGCUCCGCGCGCGCGCCGUGACCAAAGCCGAACGACGCGACGCGGACCGACCGUGGCCGUAUUAUUUUGGCUACGACUACGCGGUCGUGCUCAGGUACGCCUACCGGUCGUCGUCGCGAGCGAUGUCAUCGGUGUGCGUAGCACAUUCAUGGUGACGCUGCUCGGCGUCGUGCUGUCGCCGCUGUUGACGCCAUUCGGGGUAAGUUGUCGGCGUCGCGACCAGGAUGCGCAUCGGCGGCGUGUAGGCGGUGUACUUUUACAUGAAGUAUUUCACGAUGAAGUACAACUUGCUGUACGUCCACCCGAAGAGCGCCGGCCGCGGCCACGUUGCGCGAUCGGCGUACACGAUUAUCUUUGUCUGCCUCGUCCUGUUUGAGGUGCGCGACGCCGCACCGUCUCGGCGACAUCUCCUGACCGUGGUUGUUGUUGGGCAAAGUUCACGGUGGCAGUGGUGAUUUUGGAAGUUGGCCGGAAGGAGCAGUUUGCGGCCAUGGUGACGUUGAUUUGCACCACGAUCGCGCUCUACUUGGGCUGGUACAUCGUCCGCCAUGGUCGACGCAGCUUGACCGACGGGUGUAGGUGGCGGCUGCGGCAUCGCGGGGUCCUGUCGUCGUGGCACCGUCGUACCCUGGACGGAACGCCCCACAACGUCGGUCGUGGGCCGCACAAUCUCAAACAUGUGCCGGAGCGCAUGCAGAUGCGCGUCGCAUUCAAUCGAUUGAUCGCAUACACGACCGCGCGGCGCGAGCUGGACGAGCAGCGCGCGUACAUCAACCCGUACGACGCCGGGCUCAAGGUGUUCAACUGCAUCUACACCCAGCAAAAGGCGACGACCGACCUCCGCGACAAACGAUAUGCCUUUGACAAACUCAAGGCCGUGGCGGCCGCCACGACUCGGCGGCAAGCAUUCGUCGCCAAGCGCACCAAAGCACUCGCUGUUUAAGAAAUAUAAUGCUGCCGACCACGUUGCAGGUCAGGGAUGCAGUCGUAUGUUGAAGCGCCUAACAGACUACCUGGCGAACCAUGCGGCCUGCAUGUUGGCUCAUCUCGCGCUUGAAAAAUCCUGCUUGUUCCGCCUGCUCCCAUGCAGGGAGAAGGGCGGUGCGACUGGGCCAAGCUCGGUCGACCGUCUCGAUGGGCACGAGCGCGUUGUGUCGGCGAAGUCCGGCCAGAUUCAAGUGGGGCAGCGUUCGACUCAGCGUGACUUGGCGGCAGUUCAACAGGUUCAAGUUCUGCAGGUGGUGCAGCGACUCGGAGAUGGCGCAAACCGCUGCGUCCGUGAUGCGAGGGCACUGCGACAGAUCGAGCGUCUUCAGCGCCACCAACGACGAGCACAUGGCGCGCACGCCAUCAUCCGACACCUUGUAGCAGUAGCGCAAGUUCAAAUGCUCCAACGUUGCAAGGGUGGCGGCGAUGCUUUGCGCGAUUCUACCGCGACAUGAUGGCAUUCAAUCACGAUCGAGACGCACCUGUCGUCGACGUUGUGGCAGUAUUGUAGGCUCAGACUGCGCAGGGCUUCGCACGUGUCGAGCAUUCCUUCCAAUUCGCGCAUCUUGAUGCCGUGACAACCUUCUAGGAUAAUCGUGUCCACGUGGGUGGCGCUCAGCGCUUGCAGCCCGCUGCCCACGAGCAAGUGGCAACCCGUGAGAUCCAGCAUCCGUAGCGACGUGCGGCUGUUCGUCACAAGCACGGCCAAACCAGCGUCGUCGAGAGGCAUGUUGACAAUGUGGACUUGGCAAAGGCGUCGGCACAUCGCCAAGAGCUCCUGAAGGCCGCGGGCGUCCAACGCAGGACACAUGUCGAUGCGAAGGACGCGCAAGUUUUCGAGCACUCGACGGCUCUCAGAGGACGAAAAUGCAUCGCGCGACACGUGAGUGCAUCCGACAAGGUGCAGUUCGUUCAACGAAUGGCCGUGGCGGGUGAGAACAGACUGCCACGUCGGCAGAGACCACUUUCGCUCGGAUGCGCCAUGGCAAGCGUGCUUGACGCCGGACAUGCACGGCGCACACUUGCCGCAAAAUGUCUCGAGUUUGGAGGUUAAUCCAACGUGGGAAAGCUCGCGGCAAGUGGAGAGGAGGCGAACCUGGUCGGCGGUGGGCAGGAACUCCAUGACGUUGCCUAGGGCGUUCGCGUCGAGGCAGGUGAUGCCCACGCUCUCGUUCGCCGUGGGCCACGUGUAGAGUGGUGGGGAUUCGUGGGCGUCGUCGCUGGAUACGCGGCGGCAGUCCCGUUUGCACAUGUUCAUCGAAGUGACUUGUUGGCGCACGGUUUACAGGCUCUGACAAUACACGCCUUUCGUUUCUCCUUUGCGCGCAGUAAUCCACUGGUGUUGCGGGCAGUCCUUGAGCAUUCAACCACUCGAAGCGUGCCGUUGGGACUGGGACGCUGAGGUGUCUGGGGUACCCGCGAAGAGUCUCUCGCAAGAGACUGGGCCUUCGAGAAGCG